UGUGGCCGCGUGGAUUGUUUGGCGUGGCAGCUCGCCCAUCACACUCUCUACCAGACAGGUAAAACAUCUUGCAUUCUGUCAUUUAUUCAUGGGCACGAGCGACACGGCUUGACACUACUCUGUUUUAGCGCAGCUGACACCCGGUGCGUUUGAGGAGGAUUGGCUCCUCGGGAGGUUCCCGGUCUUGCAGUGUUGCAACUAUUGGUGAGUUGCCGUUGUCUGCCGUAUUCUCACCUUCAGCUUGGUUCCUCUGGUGUACUGACUGUUAUUCAUGUCACAGUGGGAUUUGGCCGUGGGAUUGUUGGGUCUCUCUCUCCCUUCCCUGUGGGCUCUGUGGCUGCAACUGGCCGCACAGGCUGGACAAUUCAGUGAAUGCCACACGUGCGAUGCAUCCUGUAAGACCUGCUUUGGCCCACAAGCACUCGAUUGUUCUACUUGUUUCAAAGGGAAUUUCUUGAGUCAGGACAGUUCCUGUGUAGUGCAGUGUCCAUCCGGCUCUUAUACAAGCUCUGCCACUCAGCUGUGUGAGGACUGCUCUCCAAACUGUGAGUCUUGCAUGGACACCAGAGAUAACUGCAUCAGCUGCUCCAAAGGGAGCUACACACUCUUUCUCCACCAGGGGAGGUGCUGGUCAACUUGCCCAGAAGGUUUCUUUGAGACAUUAGAGGGGGCCUGUGAAGCCUGUGAUGUCUCCUGUUCCUCAUGUGAUGGGAUCAAGACCCAGUGUCUGUCCUGUGCUGAUGGCCACUACUUGGAAGGGGGUAUGUGUAGACUCAACUGUUCACUGAGGUCCUACCCUGCAGACGAUGGCACCUGCAGACGCUGUCCCCCCCACUGUGACGUGUGCUCGGAUGACAGGACCUGUUUCAGUGAGUUAUUUACUCUGUGGGCGGGUACGUUUUAAGGGAAAAUUAUGUUGAAUUCAGGGGUGUCAAAACUUUUUUCACCGAGGGCCACAUACAGAAAAAUAUACGAAGAGCUGGGCCACUCACUAGAGGUGAGGUAUAUUGCCUCAUAAGUUAAGUUAUAUGUCAGUAAAAUCAAUCAAAUGUAUAGGUAAAUUAUGCUUAAUACUUGAAUAUGCUUUAAGAAAAACAACAGCCUACAUCACAGCUCUCCAUAGGGUUUCAUUUAUUUUGUUAGCAGCUAAUUCCUUAAAACAGGAGCCUCAGCUUACUUAUCAUAAGAGGAACUAGGAAUGGUUUAUUUCAAGCGUGUUAUGAAAAUAAGUUAUUGGGCUUUUUUCUUAUCAACUUAGAUUUCAUAAAAAAUGUUUUCAGCUUGAAUUGAAUGAAUUCGUUUGAAGAGUGGGCUUCUUAACACAUGAAUACUGUGCAAUGUCUGUUUUCAUCUUGAUGUAAC
Gymnodraco acuticeps is the source of this 1362-nucleotide messenger RNA. Its product is annotated as proprotein convertase subtilisin/kexin type 5-like. The record is from RefSeq and is a predicted model, not a curated record. The transcript is spliced from 4 exons. The coding region runs from base 272 to 904 and encodes 210 amino acids. NCBI's taxonomy places the organism in Eukaryota, Metazoa, Chordata, Actinopteri, Perciformes, Bathydraconidae.